CGACAGAGAGAGAGAGGGUGGAGAGAGGAGGGGAGAAAAGAAGAGGAGAAGACGCGUUUUUUGGUGGUUGUUCUUCUUCUCUGCAAUUUCCUUUUCUUCCCUCCUAAAGACCAGAGACUCAAUCAAAGCCGCUCCUAUCUACAUUUCAAGGUUAGCAUUUCUUUCUUUCAUUUCUUCAAAAUCCAGCAAAACCGGUGUCUUGUUUUUGCUUCUUUUGUGGAAAUUCCGUGUCAAAUCCUCCUCCUGUUUGAUAUAUAGAGAAAGAGAGAUGGGAGAAGCUCUGGUUGCUAGGUACUGGUGCCACAUGUGCUCGCAAAUGGUGAAUCCGAUCAUGGAAGUUGAGAUCAAAUGUCCAUUCUGCGAGAGUGGUUUUUUGGAAGAAAUGGACGGCAAUAGAGAGCACGAUAACGAUGAUCUGGGAUCUGAUAGGGCCCUCUCUCUGUGGGCCCCCAUCUUACUUGGAAUAAUGGGUGGUGAACCUACCCGUCACAGGAGAUUCCGAAGAGAAGAGGAGGAAGAAGGGCAAGGAGAAUUUGAACUGGAACGCGAGUCUGAAUCAAUUGUUCGAAGAAGGAGAAGAAGCUCUGCUGCAAUCCUACAACUCCUUCAAGGACUUCGGGCCGGAAUAGGGUCUGAAACGGAGAAUUCGGAUAGCGAAAGAGACCGAGAACGUGUAAUUCUGAUCAAUCCUUUCAAUCAGGCCGUAAUCCUUCAAGGAUCAUUCGAUUUGAACCAGACCCAAAACCAGAAUCAUCACCCAUCUGACGGGUCAUUGGGCGAUUACUUCAUUGGGCCCAGUUUGGAUUUGUUGCUACAACAUCUAGCUGAGAACGAUUCAACCCGAUAUGGUACACCCCCAGCUCGAAAAGAGGCAGUUGAGUCAAUGCCCAAUGUAAAAGUCGGCGAGAAUCUCCGAUGUUCUGUCUGUUUGGAUGAUUUUGAGCUUGGUUCAGAAGCUAAGGAGAUGCCAUGUAAGCAUAAGUUCCAUAGCGGGUGUAUUCUGCCAUGGCUGGAGCUGCAUAGUUCAUGCCCUGUCUGUAGGUUUCAGAUGCCUACGGAUGGAUCAAAGGAUGGAAAUGGAUCUGGGAAUAGUAGCAAUAGGGUGGAGAGCAAUGCCAAUGCUAGCAGCGAAGAGAGGAGUGGUGGUAGUAGUGAAGGCGGGAGCGGGAAUGGGAGGCGGUUUUGGGUCCCGGUCCCAUGGCCUUUUAAUGGGCUAUUUUCAUUAUCGGGUUCGCAGAGUGGCAGGAAUUCUUCUUCUUCCGCAUCUGGAAGUGCUUCUCAUGCUGAUGAGAAUUGAAGUAAUUUGUCAAGUAUCUUUCUUCUUCAUCUUCCUUGUUUUUAUCGCUUCUGUAUAUAGUCUUUUCCUUUAAUCAAUUUGCAUCCUCGAAGGUUUGGUUCUCUUUUCUUUUUUAUUCUAAGAUGCUUCUCUAUUUUGAAUUUGGAAGAAUCAGCAGAAAGGAUGGAAUUCAAGUUAAAAGGGAAGGAUGUAAUGCUGAGUGUUUUAUACA
Messenger RNA from Magnolia sinica, 1508 nucleotides. Its product is annotated as E3 ubiquitin-protein ligase SIRP1-like. The coding region runs from base 269 to 1297 and encodes 342 amino acids. NCBI's taxonomy places the organism in Eukaryota, Viridiplantae, Streptophyta, Magnoliopsida, Magnoliales, Magnoliaceae. Gene Ontology annotation, cellular component: cytoplasm. Gene Ontology annotation, molecular function: ubiquitin protein ligase activity. The record is from RefSeq and is a predicted model, not a curated record. The transcript is spliced from 2 exons. Gene Ontology annotation, biological process: protein ubiquitination.